Molecule: messenger RNA, 243 nt
Organism: Nematocida ausubeli
Lineage: Eukaryota; Fungi; Microsporidia
Exons: 1
Coding region: 1-243 (80 amino acids)
Biological process (GO): tubulin complex assembly; post-chaperonin tubulin folding pathway
Molecular function (GO): beta-tubulin binding
Source: RefSeq, a predicted model, not a curated record
AUGGAUAAACAAGUGCGCAUAAAAGAACAGUCAAUUAAAAGACUUGAGAACGACAUCAAAGCAUAUGAAAAAGAACUAUCUGAAAUUCAGCAGGAAAAGGAAAAAGAGGAAGCAGGAAAGAAUGACUGCUAUCUACUGAAAAUGAUAGCACAGAGAUAUGAAGAAACAAAGCAGGCACUUGACAGCACACACACAAUUCUCAAGAAAACAAAGGCAGAGCUAGAAAAAAUAAAAAAAGCAUAG